AUGGGGAACGGCAUCAGCCACCUCCCACACCCACCCAAGCUCCGUCGCGUGGAAGCCGGCGCCUCCGUUGGCAUCGGCCAGGUGCCUCUGGCACCGGAGCUCUCUGACCCGUCCUCCAGCACUGCCCUGCAGCGAACGGUGCGGCUGCCGUCGGCCGUCAGCAGCAGCUCCAAGUUUUCUGCGCCUUGGGCGGGGGCUGAUUGGUGCUCCAGCAUGCUCUGCCUGUCGGUUCUGUUGUUAUGCUGCGUCGGCCGCGCUGUCGCCGCCCCCACUUUCGGCGUGCAGCCCGACUACGAAGCGGCCAUCCUGUCUCUAGGAGAGUUGCACCAUCAAGGCGGCCCCGCUAGACGGAGGACGGAAGAGACAUCUGAGCUUCAGCAGAGGAGGGAGCAAGCGCAGAAGCGGUUGCGGGUGAUCCAGGUGCAGAUCCUGCACAUGCUGAACCUACCGUGCGUGCCGCGGCCCCCGACAUCGACGAACGCCACCGACUACGCGCGCGCCUUGUACAACCGGAUGAAGAUGAUGCAGAACCAGACGGGACUGGCUCGUGAUGACCUAUUGAGACGCUCGCAGAGCUUCUACCCCUCCUGCGACGUGCCGGGCGGUCUUGAGGACGGCUUCUGGCAGCAGGAAGACUCGAUGGACGUGUACUUCAACCUCUCCAGCUUCUUGGCUCAGGGGCAAGACACGACCAUUGACAUUGCUGAGCUCCGGCUGCACAAGCGAAUCCGCCGGUACGGGGCGCCUAGCAACCAGCUGGAAGACGCGAACGAUGAGAAGAUUCGUGUGUCGGUGUACACGCACGGCAGCACCUCCGAAACAGCGUAUCACGUGCCUCCGGCAUCUACUGCGCCGUCGGCCGCCGGAAGGGAAUUCAACGACUCCCAACUAGUCGAUUCGGUGAUGAUUACCAAAUACGGCAGGCAGUGGGUCACUUUCAACGUGCGUUCGGCGGUGCACGCCUGGACCGGAGGGGACAUGAUCCUGGGCCUGCGAGUCACGGUCGAAGACGUCAACGGCAGCCUGCUGCCGGCCGAGGACUUUUUCGAAAACAUGGACUGCAGUGGGAACAUUCUCAGCAACACCCCCGUGCCUGGCUACCUGCUGAAGCUGGUCAAGGAAUCGUCACAGUUCACCUUCCCCGUGCUGGACCUGCGCACCACUGAGCAGGCCGACAUACAGUCGCCGCUGCCAUCCUCCCCGUCACCGGCGCCCUGCCCGUACCCGUCCGGGCCGCAUGCAUUCGACGACAGCUUCCAACAGCCGCGCUAUAUGGUCGGCGAGCGGCAGCUGGCGACGAGCUCUAAUCAGCUGGAGCGCCCGCGCCGCCGCUAG
Pollicipes pollicipes is the source of this 1335-nucleotide messenger RNA. RefSeq lists its product as uncharacterized. The record is from RefSeq and is a predicted model, not a curated record. The transcript is spliced from 8 exons. Gene Ontology annotation, molecular function: cytokine activity. Gene Ontology annotation, cellular component: extracellular region. NCBI's taxonomy places the organism in Eukaryota, Metazoa, Arthropoda, Thecostraca, Pollicipedomorpha, Pollicipedidae. The coding region runs from base 1 to 1335 and encodes 444 amino acids.